Messenger RNA from Alosa alosa (allis shad), 3188 nucleotides. It is a transcript of the gene pla1a, whose product is annotated as phospholipase A1 member A. Bases 468 to 1910 code for a protein of 480 amino acids. NCBI's taxonomy places the organism in Eukaryota, Metazoa, Chordata, Actinopteri, Clupeiformes, Clupeidae. The record is from RefSeq and is a predicted model, not a curated record. Gene Ontology annotation, biological process: lipid metabolic process. Gene Ontology annotation, molecular function: carboxylic ester hydrolase activity; lipase activity. The transcript is spliced from 12 exons.
GGUGCUGGGACAAAAGUCCAGCUGCUGAGAACAAACAGAGUCUUUCAGAGCCAGUGAGAGCACAAACAGCCAGCUGCAACAAGGAAAAUGGCACUUGCCUGUUUGUUGUCGUUUCCUGGCCAGCACAGGGCCUGUCGCUAAAGAAUGGGAUGGAUGUGUGACUGUCUGACUGUCUCCUAAGGGUGGAUAUGUGGAAAAAAAAUUCACCAGAGGAAAGAAACAUGUUUUGUUAGAUGUUUUGAGUGAGAUCUGUGAACCAUACCUUCAUGUGGAUGUUGCGUUCACUUGAACUGCCAGGGAUUGUGUACUUUUUCUACUGUUUCUACUGACUGCAAAAUCCGACGCUAAGGAGAUUUAUUUAGAGUGUUUCAGACAUUUUUUCUUGUUUUCUAAGAAGAGGAAAGGAGGUGACAUUUGCUGAAAAGGAAGUGGAUAACUUCUGGACUUACAUUUUUUUGGGGAAAAGAAUGGCCUGGGAACACAACACAGCAACAGCUUUUCUUGGCUUCCUGUUAGUCUGCGUCUUCUCUGUGAAUGGUGGCACUGAAGCACCCAAACCUGAAUGUGAUGACCUACACAACACCACCUGGCUGGAGUACAGGCAGGGGGCCAAGCUGCAGGUGCAGUACCUGCUGCUCACACGCCACAACACCAACUGUGCCAACCUGUUUACGCCUGACUCACUGAAUGAAACACACUCCACCACGGACUUCAACACCUCCCUCCCCACCAAAGUCCUCAUCCAUGGGUUCAGGGCCCUGGGCAGUAAGCCGUCCUGGGUGAGUGCUCUGGCACAGGCCUUGCUCAGGGUCGAGGAUGCGAAUGUUCUGGUGGUGGACUGGAUCUACAGCGCCUCCUUCGCCUACAACCGGGUCGUGGAGAAUUACAAGGAGAUUGCAAUAGAGAUCUCAGUUAUGAUCAACCAUCUCAGAAACCAUGGGAGCACGCUGGAGUCCUUCCACUUCAUCGGCGUGAGCCUUGGAGCCCAUGUGGCAGGAUUUGUAGGAACGCUAUUUGAAGGAAAACUGGGGAGAAUUACAGGUCUGGACCCAGCUGGGCCACUAUUUAAAGGGAAGGACGUGUACGACCGCCUGGACCCCUCUGAUGCCCUGUUUGUUGAAGCCAUCCACACAGACUCGGACUAUUUUGGCAUCUCCAUCCCUGUUGGGCAUGUUGACUUCUUCCUAAAUGGAGGUAUGGACCAGACAGGAUGUGCUCGCUCAAGGUUCGCAUCAAUUCUUAUUUAUUUCCCAGUGUAUGGCUAUGUGAUCUGUGACCACAUGAGGGCGCUGCAUGUCUACAUCAGCGCACUGAAUGGUACAUGCACCCUCAUGGGCUUCCCCUGCUCCAACUAUGACAACUUCUUAGCGGGAAACUGCUGUGAUUGCCAGACCACUUUUGACGGGACCUGUCCACAAAUUGGCUUGCUGAAGAACAGUGGACUGACCGUACACCCUCUCCCCAAUCAGCAGAAGGUCUAUCUUCUGACCACCUCCACUCCUCCAUUCUGUGCCCAUCACAUCCUGGUGGAGGUGCAGGUGUCUCCGCUGGGCAAAAGUGCUGAGCUGGAGGUGUCCCUGAGAACCAUCGGAGGACUUGAGACAACAAACUCUUUCAAGCUCCACACUAAGGAGAAUGUGUACAGGCGUGUGUUUGGCCACCCGGAGGUCCUGUGCAGGGUGGACUCCAUCAGGCUGAAGAGCACAGGCGUACGUGUCUUCAGACAGGGGGAUAUGCAUGUGGUGUCUGUGUGCAUCUCCGAGUUCCCCUUCAAAAAGGACAGAAAGCCACUGUGUGUAACGAACAUCAACUUGAACAGAGGGGUCUCAUGGACACAUGAGUUUGUACAGUUGUGUGUGAGAGUUAGUGAGACAGACACCUCACACAGCUGUGUUAGAAACACACAAUGACAGACACACAUAGACACAAACAUUAUUCAUAAGAAUAUAUACACACACAGAGUAGUGUUAUAAACACUAGUAGUAAACGCACACUCACUCAGGAACACACACACACACACACACACACACGCACGAACAUGCGCACGCACACACACACACACACACGAGAACACAUGCUGGAGCUUUUGCAACUCACAUCCUGAGUCAUUAACUUGGGUAUUAUUCACUGAUCAUUGCCUUAACACUGAGAAUAAAAAAAGUCUUUGUCUGCAAAUAGCACCCUGCAUUGCUUUGAACUUCACCAAUUUACAAGGAAAAGCUGGGUCAUACUCAUGCUUCACACACUUAUUAUGCAUGCAUUCACAACACACAAACCAGAGCUAAAAGGAGGAACACACACACACACACACACACACAGAGAGAGAGCGAGACAUGACUCUCUCUGUGACAGGGUGUUUUGAGUUGUACCCACAAGAUUUAAUUUCUUAUCAAGGAGCUGCUGUUGAUGUCAUUGAGUUUUACAACUGAAAACAGGGUAGCAUGCCACUAAUGCUAACUCGACCAAAUCCACUUCUUAUGCUUCAGCAUAUAUUUCAGUGUGCAUUUUUUGUAGUGUGCAUGUGUGUAAGAUUUCAUCAUGCGUUGUUAUACAUUAUUCGUCAUCGUUGGAAGUGGACAAUGAAGAGCAUGACAGAAAAGUUUGGUCAUUUCUGUAAAUAUUUUUUAAUAUUUGAAUGCAGAAGGCUUGAUGUUGGAGGCUCAGAAUUUGCAUCUUUAAAAAGAGCUUCAUUGAGACAUCGGUUUGGCCCCAAGGGGAAAAAAAUACAUUUUUAUAUCGUGUCCAUAUGUAGACAGAACUGUCCUUUUGGAAGAAGAAGAAAAACCACACUUUUCCACAUUUAGCCAUAAAACUCUGCCUUUUACGUGCUACUUUAUGAUGUCUGUUUUCUAGACUAUUUAAACAUCCUGAACUGCCAACAGGCAUUAACUGUCACAUUUGGAAUUGUGGAAGUCCAGACUGUUGCAAAAACAAAUGUGUUUUUACUAAGUGAUUCACAGUCCCUUAAUUCCAUAAUUUGUUUAGACACAAUUUACAUCAAGCAAACCCUUCCCAUUCCUUAUGUCAUUCAAGCAUAAAACGUGUGAACUUAGUAAUGUGGAAUCAUCAUAUGCAUAUUAACAUAACAUCUAAAGACAAAACAAAAUGUCUAAAUGACGUGAGGAAGACAGAGUGAAAGUAUGUGUCUGUGUCUUAAUUGUCAUCGUCAGAAUAAAUCCUGUACCAUA